AUGCUGCACGACCUCCUGCAACGCGUUCUCCAGCGCUUGCCAGAAGACUCCAGCGAGGUUCAACUCCAAGACCUGCGUGGACAGCUGGCAGCAGAGCGCUCCCGCAAUGCCAACCUCGAACGCCAAAAGCAGCGUCUCGAAGAACGAGUCGAGGAGCUCGUCGACCAACACCAAGAGCUCGUGACAAAAGUCCUGCAGUUGACGCCCUCUGUGCCCGCUUCAAACCAGACUGCGUCCACUGCCAUCCAAGAAUCUACAAGCGCAGCUCGCUCCAUGGUCAAGGUACCCACACACUCCGGCGGGGCCCAGCCGGACCUACCAGGAAAACGUGCCGGACCCGCCUACACCUCGGAUCCGCGUUCCGAGCUCAACUUGGGAGGCGUGAACGACACAGGAGAGGAAAGCUAG
This is a messenger RNA of Apiotrichum porosum, 408 nucleotides long. RefSeq lists its product as uncharacterized. The record is from RefSeq and is a predicted model, not a curated record. Gene Ontology annotation, molecular function: DNA-binding transcription factor activity. NCBI's taxonomy places the organism in Eukaryota, Fungi, Basidiomycota, Tremellomycetes, Trichosporonales, Trichosporonaceae. The coding region runs from base 1 to 408 and encodes 135 amino acids. The transcript has 2 exons. Gene Ontology annotation, biological process: regulation of DNA-templated transcription.